Molecule: messenger RNA, 522 nt
Organism: Uloborus diversus
Lineage: Eukaryota; Metazoa; Arthropoda; Arachnida; Araneae; Uloboridae
Exons: 4
Coding region: 151-462 (103 amino acids)
Source: RefSeq, a predicted model, not a curated record
AGUUUCUUCCAGGUCUGUGGGUCUCUGCCACUAGCAAAACAGGAUGCGACAGGGUAAGGUUACGAGUAUCGCUAAAGGAUUUUUAACGUGCUGAAGACUUUGUGAAUCGUACCUGCAAGGAAACUUCGUUAUUGGCAAAGGAAAAAGAAAAUGCCGGUUAGUAUGUUGAAAAUGCUGUUGAUGUCAGCAGUAUUCUUAGCUUUGCUACACUACUCCAGAACAGAUGUCGCAAACGGGUUUGGUCCCGAAGAAAGGAGAACACUCUUGAUAGACGAUGAUGACGAUUUCACUGAUUUCCAACCCAACACAAGGCAACAGGACUGCGCCAGAGACUUUGAAGACUGUUCAAACCGACUUUGUUGCAAUGAAUGCACACGGUGCUCGUGCAAUCGUAAUGGGCAACAUUGUCGAUGCAGCCAAAGGAGCGACCUUGCUGUCUUUCUAGGACUAUGCAAUGGAUGAAAAACAAGGACUGUCGAAAAUUAUUUUAAAAUAAACACUAUGUUUUUGUUUCCACCGAAA